This is a messenger RNA of Enterobius vermicularis (human pinworm), 774 nucleotides long. NCBI's taxonomy places the organism in Eukaryota, Metazoa, Nematoda, Chromadorea, Rhabditida, Oxyuridae. The record is from the annotation of a GenBank genome assembly.
AUGGCAAUUGCGCAACAGAUAACGAAGAAGAGAAAAGCAGUGCAAGAUGGUGUAUUUAAGGCUGAACUAAAUAAUUUCUUAAUGAAAGAGCUUGCUGAAGAUGGAUAUUCAGGUGUCGAAGUACGUCGUACACCAGCUCGAGCUGAGGUUAUUAUUAUGGCAACGCGUACUCAAAACGUAUUAGGCGAACGUGGCAGGCGCAUUCGAGAACUCACAUCUGUUGUACAAAAAAGAUUUGGUUUUACGGAGGGAUCAGUAGAGGCAAGUGGCUCUUUAAUUUUAUUUUUUUAUCAGUUAUAUGCUGAGAAGGUUUCUAAUCGUGGACUCUGUGCUGUUGCACAGUGCGAGUUAUUGCGUUAUAGACUGGUUGAGGGACUCGCUGUUCGCCGCGCUUGUUAUGGUGUUUUAAGGAUGACUAUGGAAUCUGGCGCACAGGGUUGCGAGGUAAUUGUUUCUGGGAAGCUCCGUGGUCAACGAGCUAAAUCUAUGAAAUUUGUUGAUGGGCUGAUGAUUCAUUCUGGACAGCCUGUGAAUGACUAUAUUCAACAAGCUGUGCGGCACGUCCAGCUUCGGCAAGGUGUGUUGGGUAUUAAAGUCAAAAUAAUGCUUCCACACGAUCCUAAAGGACAGAUGGGGCCAAGGUUCCCCUUGCCAGACCAAAUUCACAUUCAGGAACCGAAUGAUCUGCCCAAUCCGACGCAGCCAUUUUCUGAGCAAAAACAGGAGAAAACUUUGCCUUUAGUUCCUCCAGUUACGCAAAUACCGGCCUAUUAA